Numida meleagris (helmeted guineafowl) is the source of this 2188-nucleotide messenger RNA. It is a transcript of the gene ACKR4, whose product is annotated as atypical chemokine receptor 4. The record is from RefSeq and is a predicted model, not a curated record. The coding region runs from base 37 to 1194 and encodes 385 amino acids. Gene Ontology annotation, molecular function: chemokine binding; scavenger receptor activity; chemokine receptor activity. Gene Ontology annotation, cellular component: membrane. Lineage: Eukaryota; Metazoa; Chordata; Aves; Galliformes; Numididae. The transcript is spliced from 2 exons. Gene Ontology annotation, biological process: immune response; G protein-coupled receptor signaling pathway; chemotaxis.
UCCAGAUGAGGGUGUGGUGCUAGAUGACAAAAUGUAAUGUGUCAGACCAAUGCAGGUCAUUUCACUGAAGCACAUCUCAGUUGCAGCACCUCCUACCAGCCUGCUGACAAAAGCUUUGCCUUGGGCUGGAAUAUGAACUACUCAACUGAUUACUGGAUUGAGGAUGAUGAGCAUUAUCUCAACUCUGCUAUCGAUUACAACACAUACGAGUUUCUCUGUGAAAAAGAAGAUGUGAGAAAAUUCAUGAAAGUAUUCCUCCCCGUGUUCUACGCAUUGACUUUCACUGUCGGAGUUGCUGGAAAUUCAUUAGUGGUAGCAAUUUAUGCCUACUGCAAGAAACCAAAGACCAAGACAGACGUGUACAUCAUGCACCUAGCCAUUGCCGAUUUGCUCUUGCUCUUCACACUCCCAUUUUGGGCUGCCAACGCGGUGCAGGGAUGGGAACUCGGAAACUCAAUGUGCAAGCUCACUUCUUCACUUUACACCAUGAAUUUCAGCUCUGGCAUGCUGUUCCUGGCCUGUAUCAGCGUGGAUAGAUACAGGGCUACCUCUGAAUCCCAACGUCACAGAAGAGCUGGAAAAUACUGCAGCGUUACCUGCAUCGGCGUCUGGCUGUCUGCCAUACUGCUCAGCAUCCCUGAACUGAUAUUUCACCAAGUCAUGAAACACAAUAAUAGGAAUGAGUGCCUUCCUGUAUUUCCAGUGAACAUGGAAACACUUUUAAAAGCAACCAUUCAGAUCCUAGAAGUUGUCUUGGAAUUUCUGCUUCCUUUCCUAGUAAUGCUGACCUGUUACUCAGUUACUGCUCGGGCAAUCUUUAGAUCUGGAAACACUAAAAAAUCUCAGCCCUUCAUGGUUCUGCUGGCAGUAGUGGCUGCUUUCAUAAUUACCCAGCUACCUUACAACAUGGUUAAAUUCUGGCGAGCCAUAGAUAGCAUCUACCUAUUGAUUACUGACUGUGAGGCAAGUAAAACCAUAGAUGUUGCACUUCAGGUCACCAAGAGCAUAGCUCUGUUUCACACCUGCCUGAACCCUCUUCUGUAUGCCUUCCUGGGUGCUUCUUUUAAAAUGCGUGUUAUGAAAAUAGCAAAAAAUUAUGGGUACUGGAAAAGACAGCAACAGCAUGAAGUACCUGAAGAAAUUUCUAUGAAUUCUGAAGUCCAUACUGAAGAAACAAUUAGCUUCACUAUAUAGACUGUUGCUUGCAUUAUCUUAAUCAAAAAAAGGAUUACUUACUAACUUGGGAGCUAUUAUUUCAACAGCUGUUUCUCUGCAAGUCAUCUUUCAGAUGAAUUUUGAAACCUGCAGACAAGCCAAGACACUACAGUGGAGUUCAAAAAAUGGAACAAGAUCAAAAUUAAGCACCAGGCAAGAAAAAAUACUGGAAAUGCUGGAAACAAUUAAGGUAUUUGUGAAAAAAUAAAAAUAAAAAAAAAACAAAAGAAGACAAUAAAAUCAAAAGGGUCACAGCAACAGGAUAUUAAAUCUCUGUGUAAUGAAAAAUCUGCACAUGUCUAAACACCUCUUUAAAACAGAAAAGCAAACCAUCAGCAAUAAAAUCAUAGAAUCAUAGAAUGGCCUGGGUUGAAAAGGACCUCAAAGCUCAUCAAGUUUCAACCCCCCUGCUGAGUGCAGGGUUGCCAACCACAGUAGGGGAACCUUUGUACCAAAAUUCAAUAAUCCUGUGUUUCUCCAACUAUUCUGUAAAACUUCACAACAUCUGGCUAAUAACUCACUUCCAUUUUUUUGUCCUUAGUUCUCAUUCCAGAGACACUGUUGCAGCUUAAAAUGAGAUAUCAGUGCACAACUGAGAAUUGAGAUGAAAAAACAAAGCCAUUUUCUCUGUGUUUACACAUAUAUAGAGCAACAAGGACACCCUCCACAAAAAGCACUAACUGCUGCUCUGUAACUACCAAAAACAAUCUUUCAUCUCUCCAUUUUCUGCUCACUGUAAGCUUCAACAAGCCCAGUAACCAAGAGGCGCAUUUCAGAUCUCUGUAAGCGUAGCAUCAAACAUAAAAGUCGAGGUAAUGCAGUCAAAGCAUGAGCAGAAAUAAAAGUUUUAAGUUAAUCUUCAGAUACAGGGCCUGGAAUUUUUGGUUGGAAUUUGUAAAAUGAACGAGAUAGCGAGGUAACUAUAACCUUCUAAAAUAUGCAAAGAUGCAAUAAAAUAUAUCAGUAUUCAGAG